GGUGGUUUUCCUUGGAAUUCAGAUUCCGACUCAGAACACAACAUCUUUCUUCCUUGGAGUUCCCAUGUUGGUAUUGGAUUUUCCAUCCCACUCAACGAUUUAAAUUCCCAAGAUUUUGAGUGUUUACUGUAUUCCUAAGGUUUCAAUGAUCACGGUGCUGGGAACGUGCUUGGUUUCUUGGGGGUUUUGGUCUCCUAUGUUAGUUAUGAAAGAAGAUCUACAUCAUCUGAGGUUGUGAAUCUUUUAGAUGGACUUGUCCUCUCAUUGUAAGAUUUCGAAGUUCGUGGGCUGCCAUUUGGGUUCUCUGACGUGCAAAUGCGUUGCUUUAUUUGCUCUUGCUUUGUUCUUCAGAGCCAUAUUGCUUCAUUCAUCUUCUGGUUAUGUUGGAAUUGAAUGUAGCAAUAUGGAGUUGAUUCAUCAUGACUGCUUUAUGUCGCUGAAUUCGGAUGUUGGAAUUCGUAGUGACAAGUUCUUGGAGGUUCCUCAGAUCAUAUGGGGAUUAAACAACCAGAAGAUUGCACUUGCAAGAGCUUUCUUGACAGCUAGAAUGCUGAAUCGAACUCUUUUGAUGCCUAGCUUGAGUGCUUCACUGUUUUACAAGGAAAUUGAUCGCCUGCAGCCUAUUCCUUUUGAUAAGGUCUUCCAAUAUGAGAGGUUCAAUUCACUCUGCAAGGGGUUUGUGCAAUUGGGUCGUUACUCGGAUCUUAAGAAUGGGACUGGAGUAUUCAAUCUCCAGAAGGGAAUUGGAAGAAAGUGGACAGCUGAGAGAGAUUUGGAGCAGUUGAGACAAUGUAGCAGUGGUCCAGCUGAUGAGCAUGAGGUGAUUAGAAUUGUUGGAAAGAAUCCAUUUCUAUGGCACGAUCAUUGGCCCGUUAAGGACUAUGCAAGGGUCUUCGAGUGCUUAGUUUUGGUUGAUGAGAUAGCAAAGGAAGCUAAUAAAGUUGUGUCCAGGAUUAGGGAGAUAGGGAGAGAACUUAGGAGCAAAACUGAUUCUCUACAGCAUGAUUUUGAUGCAGAGGAGCUGGUUCCUUAUGUGGCAGUUCAUAUGAGGAUAGAAAUAGACUGGAUGAUUCACUGUAAGAAGUUAGAGCAGAGAUUAAACGUAAAGCAGAUUUGUAGUAGCAAGCAAGAGAUUAUGAAGAGAGUGGGUAACAUUAAGGGCUUAAAGACUCCUACUGUCGUCUAUAUUGCUGUUGCUGAUAAUCUUCUGAAUGAUUCUUCUAUAUUAAGUGGCUGGAAGGAAGGAUUGCUUCCUUUUGAGAAGAAGAAACUUGGUGUUGAUGGAAUUUACAAGAAGCAUCCAUAUCUCAUUCAGUCAGCAAUUGACUAUGAGGUGUGCUUAAGGGCUAAUGUAUUUGUAGGAAACAGUUACUCCACAUUUUCAAGCCUCAUAGUUCUCGAGAGAACACAGAAGAUGAGUAGAAUGGGCAUCACAAGCUCUUGUGGCAUUGAUGUAAGGUGGCCUUCUUAUGCAUACAAUGUACUGGGGGAAUCAAAUGGUCCUCAGAAAUGGAUGACUAAUAUGUCUCAUUCAAGUCUUCAAGCAAUUAGCUAUGGUUCUAAUGCUGUCUCUUGUUGAAGGCUGGCAACUGUAGUUCUCCAGGAGGUGGGGAUAUGUAUUACCAUGGCUCUCCAUUUUAAACUAGGUCAAGCACUUAAGUCGAAAUGGGUUUUGGUAUAGUUUUGAGGACAUUUCUUGUAAAGGAAGUCAACAUGAGAGGAGAUCAAGAUGACAGUUGGAUAUAGAAGUAGGAUUCUAGCAAAAGGAAAAUGAAAUGCUGAAAUAGGUACAGUUUUCACUUUUGUGACGAUUGCUUUUUGCUCAGUUUUCAUUCAUACCACAUGUAUAGUAUAGAGAACAUUUAUCCUGAAUCCUUGAUGCAUUGGGUCGUUUUUGUUUCCAAUUUUAAGUUGAUGAAAAGGGAAUUCCAUGCCUUGUCUACCUAUUUAGUUUUCAUCUCCAUGAAAUGGGUAUAUAUAUAUAAGGGAACCUUUAAAAAGGAAGUGUUGGAAUGAAAUCUAAAAUUUGAA
This is a messenger RNA of Rubroshorea leprosula, 2031 nucleotides long. The record is from the annotation of a GenBank genome assembly. NCBI's taxonomy places the organism in Eukaryota, Viridiplantae, Streptophyta, Magnoliopsida, Malvales, Dipterocarpaceae.